Molecule: messenger RNA, 321 nt
Organism: Humulus lupulus (European hop)
Lineage: Eukaryota; Viridiplantae; Streptophyta; Magnoliopsida; Rosales; Cannabaceae
Exons: 1
Coding region: 1-321 (106 amino acids)
Source: RefSeq, a predicted model, not a curated record
AUGUCUAGCUCAAACAUUAUUACUCCUUUACUUGCAAAUGAGAAACUUACUAGUGAUAAUUUUAUAAAAUGGAAAUCAAACAUGAACAUUGUGUUGAUUUGUGAGAACUACAAGUUUGCCUUUACUGAGGAAUGUCAUGAGGUCUCUACUGCCAUUGCUCCCAAAACUGCAAGGGAGAAGUAUGAUGCUUGGAUUUUAUCCAACAACAAGGCUAAAUGCUACAUGCUUGCUAGUAUGAGUGAUGUACUUAGAAAGAAUCAUGAAGACAUGGAUACUGCAUAUGAGAUAUGGGCGUCUUUUCAAGUCAUAUUUGGACAGUAG